AUGGCCGACAGCAAGCAAAGUGAAGAGAAAUUAUCGAAGAAUGAGCUUAAGCGCCGGCUUAAGGCGGAAACGAAGGAAAAGGAAAAGCAGGAGAAAUGCUUGCUAGCAAAGAACGCACAAGCCGCCGAGAAGUCCAAUGCAUCCAACCAGAAGAAGGUACUGGUUAAGGAAAAUUUGGAAGAGAUUUCCCCGAAUGAGUACUUUAAGCUAAGGAGCGCGGCAGUGGCUGAACUGAAGAAGAAUCCAGAGACGCACCCGUACCCACACAAGUUCAGCGUCACGAUCUCGCUGGAAAAAUUUAUCGAACAGUACAGUGCCCUCCAAGACGGUGAAACGUUGGACAAUGUAACUGUGAGUGUCGCCGGCCGUGUGCACGCGAUCCGUGAGUCGGGCGUGAAAUUGAUCUUUUACGAUCUACGCGGCGAAGGCUUAAAGUUGCAGGUGAUGGCGAACGCAAACAUGUACGAAAGCGAGGAACUGUUCUACGAAGAGACUGCACGAUUGCGCCGCGGUGACGUCAUCGGUGUGACCGGUGUGCCGGGCAAGACCAAAAAGGGUGAGUUGUCCGCGAUGGCCAAGAGAAUAAAAUUGCUCUCACCGUGUCUGCACAUGCUGCCCCAUCUGCACUACGGUCUGAAGGAUAAGGAGACAAGGUUCAGGCACCGGUAUUUAGAUCUGAUAAUGAACAACAACGUGAGAAACAUUUUCGUGACGCGUUCGCUCAUUAUCAGCUACGUGCGGAGGUUCUUCGACCAACUCGGUUUCCUGGAAGUGGAAACACCGAUGAUGAAUAUGAUUGCGGGCGGUGCGACGGCUAAACCGUUUGUCACGCACCACAACGACCUGAACAUGGAUCUGUUUCUGCGCAUCGCACCGGAGCUGUAUCUGAAGAUGUUGACCGUCGGUGGGUUCGACAGGGUGUACGAAAUUGGGCGCCAGUUCCGCAACGAGGGUAUCGAUCUGACGCACAAUCCGGAGUUUACAACCUGCGAGUUUUAUAUGGCAUAUGCGGAUUACAACGACAUUAUCGAAAUCACGCAGUCGCUGCUAUCGGGGAUGGUGAAGGCGAUUCACGGAUCGUUCAAGAUCAAGUACCAUCCGGAUGGUCCGGAGGGGCAGGAAUACGAGAUCGAUUUCACGCCGCCGUUCAAGCGCAUCUCGAUGAUCAGCUCGCUGGAGGAGAUACUGAAGGUGCAGUUCCCGGCAGCGGACGAGCUGCACACACCGGAGGCGGCCCGGUUUCUCGAUGCGCUCUGUGUAAAGCACGAUGUUGAGUGUAAGCCACCGCGCACGGCUGCCCGUUUGCUGGACAAACUGGUGGGUGAGUUUUUGGAGGAGAUGUGCAUCAAUCCGACGUUCAUCUGUGACCAUCCGCAAAUUAUGAGUCCGCUCGCGAAGUAUCAUCGUCAAAUUCCCGGGAUAACCGAACGCUUCGAGCUGUUCGUGAUGCGCAAGGAGAUCUGCAACGCGUACACCGAGUUGAACGAUCCAGCCGUGCAGCGGGAACGGUUCGAACAGCAAGCGGCAGACAAAGCAGCCGGUGACGAUGAGGCACAGAUGGUGGAUGAAAAUUUCUGCACAGCGCUCGAGUACGGAUUACCUCCGACCGGUGGCUGGGGUAUGGGUAUCGAUCGGUUGACGAUGUUCCUGACCGAUUCGAACAACAUCAAGGAGGUGCUUCUAUUUCCGGCCAUGAAGCCGGACGAUCCAAACCGAACCAAACCGAGCAUUGCUGGAUCGGCGGGAAAUGGAGGUGAGUCGUCGGAAGUGUAG
This is a messenger RNA of Anopheles marshallii, 1773 nucleotides long. RefSeq names its product lysine--tRNA ligase (gene LysRS). Gene Ontology annotation, cellular component: aminoacyl-tRNA synthetase multienzyme complex; cytoplasm; cytosol. Lineage: Eukaryota; Metazoa; Arthropoda; Insecta; Diptera; Culicidae. The record is from RefSeq and is a predicted model, not a curated record. The coding region runs from base 1 to 1773 and encodes 590 amino acids. Gene Ontology annotation, biological process: lysyl-tRNA aminoacylation. The transcript is spliced from 2 exons. Gene Ontology annotation, molecular function: lysine-tRNA ligase activity; tRNA binding; ATP binding.